AGAUGUGAAAUGCGGCGCGAGACGUGAAAGCUUCGAAAAACUUAUUAUGAGCGACUAGCGAGACUCAGUUGAAAUCAACGUGCGUAACGGUGGUGUGUGAGAGUGCGUGAUUUUUUUUAUUUACACAUGGUUUGUUGGAUUUUUUAUUUAUUGGAAAAUAUUCAAAAGGAUAUCGGUCACUGAAAUUAUGAUAUUAUUUUUGUAAGGUUAGGAAUACAAUAGUAAGUACUAUUUUUAUACGAAAACAUAACAGUACAAAAUCCAGAAGAAAAGUACAAAAAUUUCUAUACAAAUCUCAGAGGAAAAUCAGGUUUACCAUAAUGACAAUAAAAACAUCAAUUUUUCUAUGACUAUUUUUUAUAGAAGACAGUUUAGAAAACAAAAACGCCAUGAUUUUAAGUUAACAAUGCAGAUUGUAUAUGAUGAGUGAAACCCUUAGUCAGGAUCCAGAUGGGCUGGGGGCCGCUUACACCACCCUAGCUCCAUCGUAUCCCCCCACACCCGCCACUCCUAGUUCCACCAUACAGGAAGGACCACCGGGAGCUAAUCUACCUCCGUUCUCGACGUUUUCCGCCGACAUGGAUUCCGGUGGAUCCUUUAGUUCCGUAUCAGAUCGUUUGUUUAGUGAUGCUAGAUUAUUAGACAUAUCAAACUGGGACUAUUAUACGGAAGCUAGACUUUUAGAUCGAGGUGAAAACGCCUUAUCGAUAAUAACAUCUCAACCGCAAUAUCGACCGUGGGAAUCGAAACCGGUGGACGCGUCCACAUCCACUUACGCCACCACGACACCAGUUAAUACUUUAGCCGAAGCUUUCGCUCAACAAAACGGCGCUUCCAAAUUACCUUCAUUCCAAUCUCAAUUCCAAUCGUUUAACGAAACCGCAACUACCACAGAACCAACUCUAACAACUCUAACUAACUUAACUCCAGUUUCUCCUAAUUCUUCUAGUCCGCAAAGUCAUACUUUAACUACUUUGAAUUCGAAUUUCCAUACUUUAAGUGCUAGGAAUUAUCCUUUAGUACCUGCUCCGAUACAAGCUAGGGAAAUACCUUCCAUUCAACAACAAUUUUUAGACGAAAGACAUAUUCAAUUAUACUCCCAUCCACCUACCAAUAUUACAUUGAAUAAUACCUUACACCCGACUUUUUUGAACAGUCAAAACGGAGCUAUAAUCCAAAAUAAUCAACUGAUUUCAUCACCUACGGUAGUUACUGUACUAAAAUCCGAACCGGAUAUCAAAUUAACGACUUUACAAGAUUCCAUUAAAAUCCAAAACGUCGGUCUUCAUCCUACCCAAUUCCAAAAUCCCAUGACUCAAAUCCACACCAAUACGGACGCCGGAUUGUAUAACGGCGUCGAGAAAAAAAUUAACGGUAACAUGAAUUCGCCCACGCGGAAUGAUUUUAGAAAAAAAGAAAGACGGAAAAUUCGCGCUUCGAGUUUGGAAAGCUCGGUGGAUAGUGACGGGGCGUCCAGUAAUAUGGAUAUCGGUUCGGAAAAUUCGGGACAAGUGGCGGCUAUAUCGAGUACCGCCGGUUUUAAAACGCACCAAAUGCACGUUAAUAGUUCGAUAGAUAUGGAUACGGAUAUAAGUGGCGGUAGCGUCGAUAAACAGGUGAAGAAAAAGCGGAAACGGUGCGGUGAAUGUGUCGGAUGUCAAAGAAAAGACAAUUGUGGUGAUUGUGCCCCGUGCAGGAACGAUAAAAGCCAUCAGAUUUGCAAGCAGAGGCGAUGCGAAAAAUUGACGGAAAAAAAGAACCUCUAUCAAGAUGGUUUCCUACGUGGUGAAUCGCGAAGAGGGAGGGGCAAAGGAAGAGGUGGAGCGAGCUACCGUGGUAGGAAACCCGCUGGAUCAGGAGCGCCUUUAGGGGGUGGUCCAAGUCUAGUUUCGAACGAAUCGAACGGUAGUUCGGUAGUUACCCCCUCGGUACAACCACCUUCGAGACCGAGUCCACAACCUACCCAAGUGCAACAAUCAAUGCCCGUCCAACAACAACCAAUGACUCCAAUGCCUUUUUACGCCGAUCCAAAUCGAUUCCCCACUCCCGUAUGGCAAGCUGAUCCGUCGCAAGGUUGGCCCCAAGGUCAGUUUAUUCAACAAAUUCCGGCUGCUGGACAACCGAUCGAAACUUACCAACAAUACCCGAACGGAAUAUACCAGGCGACGUAUCAACAACCCGCUUUCGAAACUAAUACCUUUUAUACGGGAGCCGUUCAAGUUUUAACUAAUACAAGACCACCGAGCGCACCGAAUCAACAAGUGCAGUUGGCACCGCCGCGUCCAAACUCGAAUUAUUCCCAUACACCGAGUCCUAAUCCAGCUCAACAACAACAACAGCAGACGAAUAACGGAAGACAGUAUCAGGAAUACAGCAUACAGGGCAAUCAACAAACGUCGCAACAGAAUUUCCUACAAGGUGCUACCAGUGGAUCGGAUAAUAACCAAACUGGUACGAAUUCAAGACCGAGUUCAGUGAAUUCGAUAAUGAAUCCUCCAACUCCGAAUCCGAAUUUCAGUCCUCAACAACAACAACAACAAUCAGCUCAACAAUCCAACAACACGUAUACCCCCAUAACCAACUUCAGUCCGAAUUACGUGAACGCCAAUUCGGGAAACGCGCAGCCUGGGUACCCACAAGUGAACAACAGCAGUCCGCAGCUAGAUUCACACAGCUCUAGUGGUUAUCCAGGCCAGGAACAAUACAGCGGACAACAAUGGCAAAACGACGGUCAAAUAAUCUGGGAACAACAAGUCAAAAUGGAACCGAACUACGAACCACACCAAGAACAAACUAACAAUCAAUACAUGCAACAACAGAACGAUAAUAAUAAAAUGGACGACGUACAAGCUACCAAAACAUUUUCCCAAGCCGAUAAAGUCAACCUUAAUACAAGAAUAAAAACGAUGAUACUCAAUAAACAACAAGAAAAUAACAAAAUGGAAGAUACCAAAGAACAAAAUUCGACCGGUCAUUUUUUAUCGUAUAGCCACCAUCAUCGCUUAACAAAUUCGUUAAGCGUUGAUGGUGGCGUCAAGAAUCGAUUCGAUUCGUUCAAAUCCGCGAUCAACGUCGUCGAUUCAUCUCAAAUCAGAUCGGUACAAAUGGAAGAAACGCUUCGAGAGCUUAAGGGAAAACGAAACAGAAACUUCACUACCUCGACUCCGGUUAAAAAUAUGUCUCAGGAUAAAUGUAGGCAGUUGGGUAUGGAGAUACCUAGUUGCAAGUGUUUUCCUUUGGACGGAGCGCCCCCCGAACCGGGUACAUAUUAUACUCAUUUGGGGUGCGCUAAUAAUUUGAAAAGUUUGAGAUACGAUCUGGAAUGUAGGACUGGCGUUAAGGGAGUUUCCAUUCGGAUAGAGAAGAUCAGAUAUACCGGUAAAGAAGGAAAAACGGCGCAGGGGUGUCCUAUUGCCAAAUGGGUGAUACGUCGUCAAAACAAAAACGAAAAAUACUUGGUAAUCGUCAAACAACGACACGGUCACUAUUGUCGUUCGGCGUUUAUCGUAGUAUGCCUCGUCGCGUGGGACGGAGUGGACCAAGAAAAUUCCGACGAACUUUACAACCUCCUCUCGAACAAACUCAACAACUACGGUAUUCCGACUAAGCGCCGAUGUUCGACGAACGAUCCUCGAACGUGCGCCUGUCAAGGUAUCGACGAAACCACGUGCGGAGCUAGUUACACGUUCGGUUGUUCGUGGUCGAUGUAUUACAACGGCUGCAAAUUCACCAGAUCCAAGGAAGUGAGAAAAUUCCGUUUGACCGAUAAACACGAAGAAGCGAUAAUCGAAGAUAAACUUCAAAAUUUAGCCGAUCACAUCAGUCCGAUUUAUCGAUCGCUGGCGCCGCAAUCGUUCGAAAAUCAAAUCCGUUACGAAAACAUCGCAUCCGAUUGCCGUUUGGGGAAAUUACCGGGUCGACCUUUUUCCGGAGUGACGGCUUGUUUGGAUUUUUGCGCGCACGCUCACAAAGAUUUACAUAACAUGAUCGACGGAUUAACCGUAGUCGUCACUUUAUGUAAACAUAGAGGAUUGGAGAAACCGCCCGAUGAACAACUUCACGUUUUACCCCUGUAUAUACCGGAAGAUACCGACGAAUUUAAUUCCAAGGAAAACCAGGAAAGGAAAGUUGAAAUUGGCGCCAUAGAAGUUUUGGAAAAAUACACUUGCGAAGUUCGUACCUCUUCCACUCCGGCCGAAAAAUGCGUAAUAAGAAGAUCCAAAAAAAACCAAGGAACGAAAAAACCAAAAAAAAAAUCUUCGACACCUGAAUCGCCAUCUUCCUCGAAAUCAUCGACGUCUCCAUUAGGUACUAACGAAGUACAAAGUAACCAGAUAACGAGUACCGUAUCCGGUUAUCCUAAUAAAACGAUAUCGAGGUACGAAACUUUUUCUGACAGUAGUAAUAACAGUUCCUCUUCUUCUUCUUGGUAUUCUUCAAUAAACGAUUGUUUAUACGGUAAUAGCAGUUACGUUUCCUCUCCCUCUCCAACGUUACCGAAAUUUUCCGUUUUCAAAACGCCUUACAAUCAAGAUUAUUAUUAUUCACCGUAUAAUUAUUACCCUUCCCCGUAUAAUAAUUAUUCCUAUAGCGUUAGCAACAACCCUUUCGACGAUUCCUAUUCGAAUAUCGAUACCACCCCACCCCCGAUUGAUAAUAAAGAAAAAACCAUCGAUAUUUCUUAUACCGAUAACUCUGAAUGUUUCCGGGACGUUAAUAUAGGUGGCGUGGCUAUCGCUCUACCUCACGGUAGUAUUUUAUUCGAAUGCGCCAAACACGAAUUGCACGCCACUACGGCCCUAAAAGUUCCGAAUAGAAUUUCCCCUACACGUAUUUCCUUAGUAUUUUACCAACAUAGAAAUAUGAAUAAACCCCAGCACGGUUUGGACGAGUACACAGAGAAAAUGAGACGGAAAUUAGACGGUAUCGAUAUCGAUGUUAGUCAUUCUCUAAAAACGAAUAAUGAUAUUGUCGUUAGAGCGCCGACGUUACCAUCUCAAAGUUUUACUACUGUUUUUCCAAUGUAUCCCUGUAUCGUUACAGGUCCUUAUCAAGAAAAAAUGCCCUUUGCGUAUCCGGACAAAACCUGAGAUGUAUUUGCUUCCGGUUUAUCCUAAUUUUAGUUGCAAGACUGCUUUAAGGUUAGAUCCCGUUAAACCGAGAUACAACCCGGAACCCCUGACAUCUGGUUAUAGUAUUUUAUUCGGAAAGGGUUGUCUGAUUCAACUGAUUCCGGAAGAUAUUCAGGACGAAACCUGCAAAAAGAAUUCAAUAGAAAUACGAAUUGAAUUAAUCGUUGCAUCGGAUCGUUUUUUUAAAUUUUUUUUUUCAACAAUAAUAGAAAGAUAGUAUGCAAUGAUUCAAUAAAAAAAAUUAACGUAGUUUCGAAAAAUAAAAAAAAAUAUUUUUCCUUUCUGGAAUUGAACUACUACUUUUUUUUAAAGAAACAAAAAGUUUAUAACCUCAAAUAUUUUCGAUAUAUAUAAAUAUGAGGCUGAAAUUAAAUUUUUUUUACAAAACUUCUGACUUAUCUAGAAAAAAAAUGACUUUUAUACUGCUUCUUUAACAAGCCUCUAUUAUUUGGUUCCUGUCAAAAUUUUUUCAAUAUAAACAAAAAAGUUGAGAGUUAACCUCAAACCUUCUAAAUACGUAUAAAUAUGAGUCUGAAAUUGAAUUUAUUUGACAAGACUUCUGAAUUUUUGUGUAAAAAAUGACCUUUAUACGAGGAUGGUUCAAGUAGCAACACUGCUUCUUAAACAAGCAUUUGUAGAGAUUGAAAUUUAUUGAUACAUCCUCGUAUCAUAAAAUUUUUUUAUAAAUAAAACAAGCCCAGCUUAUAUAAAAAAUAAUGUUCAAUUCGACUUUUUUUCUAUUUUUCCAAUCACAAAGUAGUUUGCUGUCAAAUUUAUUAUUCCAAUUUAGACAGAAGUCAAACGAAAGAACUGCAGCUAAAAGAUCGGAACUUGCUAUUUAUCGAUCUACCCUUGUAUUAUAAAAUUGAAAAAAAUAAAUAAAAUGGGCAUAGCUUUCCAUAAAAAAUAAUAUCUAAUGAAUAUAUAACUGACUUUUUUCAAUUUCUUUCCUCAAAUCAUGUAGUAGUUUGCUGUUAAACUCAAAAUAAAAUACAUACAUUAUGACAGGAUUUUGAAUGACAGAUGACUUUUGACAGAAGAAGAGUAACCUUUGUAGUUAAUAGACCCCGAGAUUAAAAUUUAUUGACGCACCCACAUAUCAUAAUUUUUUUUUCAAAACAAACAUAAAUGCAUUUCAAUUAAAUAGAUUCAUAAUCAAAAAAUUACUUUUAUAAAAAAUAUUCACUAUAGAUUAUCAUUCAACAUUCAAUUUUUACGAAUUUGUUUUUUACUUACCUUGAUAUAAAAACAAUAUAAAUUCAUACUUCAUACAUUACUUGGAAUGUUGGUGAUACUAUUUUUAAAUGUACUAGAAAAACACUUUUUAACGAGUUGUAUUGAACUUUUCAUUACAAAAACAAUUCGUUCUGAGCUUAUGCAUUAUUCAUUUCAGAUAAACAAAUAAGUCAUUUAGUGUUUGAGGUUAACAACAAUGAAAUUCUUUUUUUUAUGGCCUCCAUUGCUAUAAACAUAUAGUAAACAUCUAAAAGCAGUUCGUAGUACAUUAAUUCAACAGUCUUAUAAAAGAAGAAUUAAUAAUUUCAACGUAACUUUUGAUCUAAACAUCUAAAAGUAUUUCGUAGUACAUUAACAGUCGUCUUGUAAAAGAAGAAGAUUUAAUCGUUUCGACGUAACUUUAUUGUUAUAUUUUUCGAAACUAGCGUUUUUUUUGUAAAGUAGUACGAAAUAAUGUGAGUGCCUCUGAUCUCGAACUAAAUAAAGUACAAAUAAAAUUGAUAAGUCUUUGCUGCUGCUAUAAUAGAAACUGAAGAUGAUACCAAAAAAAAUAAAUAAGUCCAAGUUGUCUAUUAUCCUGCACAAGUUUUUUAUGAUCUUUUAUCACAUUGCGGAUUUUUAAUUGCCAUUUUUAAGUUAAGUUAGUGUGUGAGACAAAAAAAACGCGAUUAUCAACUAAUCGACAAAUGUUACUCAGGUAAUAAGUUAACUUGAUUCACAAAAUACUUAAUAAAGUUAAAAAAAAAGAAAUUAGAUUAUAUUUUUUACUGUUGUGAAUAAAUGUAGUUUAUUGUGUAUUCGCUAAAAUCAUUAAAUCUUCUUUAAUAUAGCUGUGUAAGUAAAAAAUUUGUUCAUAUUCACCAAUAUAUGAAUCAACUCAUUUUCUAAAUAGAAAUCAUAUUUAAAAUCAAAUCAUAAGUUUGCUAAAUACUUCGCUUUUAAUUCACAUAAGAAAUUAAACAUAAGAAAUUGAGAAAAUGCUCAAAAUAGUUAAAAAAAAUCAAAUUAUUUUCAAUUUUCAUUGAAGAACUUAAAAAUACUAAUUUGGACACCUUUUCUAUUCCUCGUUGGUUCUUUAAUUUUGACUGCACAAGACCAAAUGUGCUAACGGAAGCUGAAGAUAUGUUGCACUUAAAACCUCUUUUAUGGUAUGUAAAUGCUUUCCAAUUUCAGGUAUAUCUAUUUACUUUCCACUAGUUGAAUCCGGAAAGUUCGGAUGUUAUUUUCUGAGUAAACAUAUUUUUUUUGAAAUGGCUCCAAAUGGGUAUUGAAUCGUAUGGUUAAAGACAGCAACUCGCUUUGUUCAUACAUUUCCUUAAUUGUUUUCAGAACAAGAUUUCUCUCGUGCUCUGUUAAACUAUAUGACUUUAGAUGGGUCCCACAUAGUGGGGUACCAAAGUUUAGUGGCACCCGGGGCGGGAUAUUAUCUUGUCUUCCCCUCAAAAAUGAAUUUGAGUAUAUUUUCCUGUAAAAAUAAACAGUUCAAAAUAAUCCCACAAAAAAAUUUAAAAUCAACCUUUUUACUGCCACGAAAUUCAAGUAUAUUCCUGUUGUAGAACUUCCUUGUGGACCCCUGGGGGUCAGUCUGUAGUACCCAGCACGUGUUGAACCACUGACACGUUUGACACAUGCAACCUACAAUUUUUUACUGAGGAGAGGUGUCUGGGGAAGCGUGGCACUAUCGUGAAGGCUUCAGAAGGUUAAAGAAUUUAAACCAUCAAUAAAUUGAUUCGAUUCAUUUUUUCAUUUCGAAAUCUAUUAAAUUCCCUAUGGGAUCUGAACAGUAUUAUUUAUUUAUUGACUCGUUUAAUUUGCUUCCAGUAGUUAAUCAGUUGAAUAAAAUGGAUUUUACUCAUUCUAUCAUAUUGUAUUGUACCGAACGCCUUUUGAAGAUCCAAAUUACUGCUUUUGGGUAUGAAUUUGUUGAUUAAAUAUCAGAAUGUUAAUUAAAAGUUGAAAAUUUAAAUUAAACAUUAUAAUUAAGGGGUAUAAGAUUAUAAAUAUUUAUUUCUGGAGGUGUAACUAUCAAUAACAAUGCUUUAAACCCAUAAAAAAAUUAUUACAAUUUAAUUAAGUUGGAUUUAAUGAAAUUUUGGCGAAAACGUAUUUUUUGUCAUUGCGUUUAUUCACAAAUUGAGGUAGGUCUACCUCUAAUCUUGUAAAAUAGAAAGUAUAGUAGAAAAAAAAUCCGUAAUUAUUGCCUUUACCAUUAUUAUACAGUAUGUAGCCGUAAAUUGGAACUAUAUGAAAAACCUUUUUGGGAAAAAAGUUAUACUUGACGAAAAAAUUUUCAAAUCGUUUACGAAGUUUAUCAAAUUUUACCUCUAGAUCAAUAUAAAUCAAAAGUUUGGUGAACAACAAUGUGUUUUUUAGCGAAAUUUAGUUUUGGAAAUCAAGAUGGUUUCCUGGAAUUUUUCUAUUUUCAUUUUUAUGGAACUUUUUAACUUGAUUUGUUAAAUAACAUUUAUCUAUGGUUUUAAUAUUUGAUAAUUUAGAAAAUUUUCAUUAAAAAACGACUUCAUAUAAAUUUGUUUAAUUAGUUUUUUAUUUUAAAUUUUUUACAAACUGUUUUUUAAAUUAAUUGAAAAUUAUUACCAAUUGAUUGUGUUUUAGAUUUUAUAACUAAUCAAGAAUAACUUUUUUCUAAAAUAAAUAAAAAAGUUUUGCAUAUGGUUACAACUUAAGUACAUAUACAGUAUGAUCACAUAUUAAUAUAAUUUAUUUGAUAAACUACAAAGGUUUUUAUGAGAAAUUUAUCAUUGUAUCUUAUCAAUAAGUAAACAAAAGAUAAUUUUUUUUGAAAUUUAUCAGUUUUUAUGUGAUUAAUUUUUUGUUUUGUUUAAUACACGGUACUGUACCUACUGUACCGAGUGUAUCAAAUUCGAGGCGUAAAACAUACAUUAAAAUGAAAAAAGUUUUCACUAUUAAAAAAACUAUACAAAAACAGUUGACACUACAUAAUCGUUUUUUUUUUAAUUUUUUUAUAUAUUAAUGAAGAUCAACUAACAAACUAGGUAGCUGUUAAAAAAUUUCUAGGUUAUGUUUGUAACUUUACUACACACGAUACACCGAAAUAACAUCUUUUCAUCAAUAUACACAUACACACAUAUAAAUACAAAAUAAAAGUAAUUUGAUACGUCAAUGAAACUUCAAGUAUUUAAGGAACACUUGGAAUCAAUUAACUAUGAUGUGGGUCUCCUUUAUUGAUGUUUUAUUUGGGUUUCCCCACAGGGUAAGCCUCGAAUUUGGGAUACAAUUCACCCCUACUGACAUAAAUUUUAUAUCUAUUGCAUAAAUAUAUAAAAACCUUGUAUAUAUAUUUUUAUUUAUUUAUAUUAUUAUGUGAUCAAGAUUUUUAUCGUGAUUCGAAAGAUUGAAAUCACUUAUUUGAGAUGUUGUCAGAUCUGGUUUUAAUAAGAUCAGUUUCGACGUUGUCUAUGAAGAGGCCAUGCGUGUUGUAAAUGAUAUGAUAUUAAUGUAUGCAUUUAUCUUUUCUAGUUUUUAAAAAUAUAUUUUUUGACGAAUAAUAAUAAUAAUAAAAAAAAAUAAAGUAUUUAUAGUGUUCUUAAGAAGCCUACGAAAGUAAAUUAUUGUAUAGUGUUAGGAUUAUAUCCAGUCACUUCUUCGAAAAUAUAAAUAUGUUGAAAGAUGAAGUAAAUGAUGCCAAAUAUUUUAAAAAUAGAUUUAAAAAAAAUAAUAAUGAUAAAAAUGAAAUUGUAUUUAUUUUAUAUGGUAAAUUUCUUCCAAGGCCAUUUUUUUGGCAGCCAGACUUUUUUAUGUAUCAUAUUUUCCUUUUUAGCACUUUAUUUAUUUAUUUAUUAUUUAAUUUUAAAUUAAUAUAUACUAGAAAUAUAUAUUAUAUGAAUUUUUGUUUAUAUUUUUUUGCUGGGUUUAUUUUUUCAACGAAUUACCUCUCUAAAUUUUUUUUACCUUCAAUAGACUAUUUAAAGAUGAGGUGCAAUAUGUAAACACAGUAUUAUGUCGAAAAUCCGGCAAGAAAAUAUUAACAAAAUUAAUUUUUUUUCUGGAUUUAACCUGUGUUCUUUGCGACUUACGACAUUGGUUCGAAAUUUGAGUUUCUUAACGUUCCUAAAUUUAUUAUUCUUCGUUUCCUUUCAAACAAUUUUCAUGGAUAUAAUCAUAAAUUUGAAUUUUAUAAAAUGACUUGAGGGUUAAAACGUUUUGAUUUAGGGUGGCUCAAAAUUCUAUAUUUUUUCAUCAUCUGGAUAAAAUAAACGAUAAAUAAAUUAUAAGUUUUAGUAUAACCAGCAAUUGUACAUUUUUUUCAGUGUAAGUUUAUCAAAAUUUUUUGUUUUUCUCAAUUCAUUACUUUUUACGCUUUUUUAAAUGAAAUAAUCACAAUUUCAUCAAAUCAAGCGAUUAACAUUUUUUUCAGUGUAGGUUUAUUAAAAUUUUCUUCAAUUCGUUACUUCUAAGAUUUUUUAUAUAUUUCAUGAUAAAUCGUUCUGAUUCUAGAUCUCUUUUGGGUAAAAAUUUGACGUUUCCACUUAGUCUGUCAAAUAUUUUGAUACGAGGUCGAAACGUCAAAUUUUUAUCUGAUUUUCUAUCAAAAGAAAUCUAAAAACGAAAAAUUUUCCAUUAUAUUAACAUGCGGACCUCGCCGUACGGUAGUUAUCCGGUCACAUGUGUACCGGUCUUAAUUCUUCGUAUUUUUUCAAGAAACGAUUUAAUUUUUUUAAUAAAUUAAUUUCCUUAUCUAUUUAAAUGUUCCAAUAACUUUCUAUUUAAUUAAUAUGUCAAUAAUAUACAGGGUGUCAGGAAAUUUCCUCCUUUUAAAGUUUCUUCUGAAGUAGCUAGUGUCCUUUGAAGAUUAAUUCUUUAAGGAUGUGUCAAAAAAACGGUGUAUUUUAAUACUAAAUGACUGGUGACAAUUGACAUAUGUCAAAUAUUACCAUGGAACACCGAAUACAGAGAUGAAAAACUCGAUCUUUUUAUAUCAAAACAAUUUGUCUGUCAAUAAAAUGUCAAUCGUAAUUUAUUUAAAUAUUAUUUAUGUACAUUUCUGGUGUGAAAUCUACAUCAAAUUUCUUUUAAAUCAGUUACAACUUUUGUCAUUCUUGUACUCAAUUUAAAAGCUGGUGAUAAUUGACAUAUGUCAAUGUCAAGCAUUACCAUCGAACACAGAAUAUAGAGUUGAAAAACUCGAUCAUAUGAUGUCAAUUCAAUUUGUCUUGUCAAUAAAAUGACAUUUGUAAUGUCUUUAUAUACUAUCAAUGUUGAUUUUUCUAUAUAAAAUCCACAUUAACUUUCAAACCUUUUAAAAUCCUUUAUAUUAUCUUUGUAAUCAAUUUAACAGCUGGUGACAAGUUUGACACAUGUCAAUGUCAAAUAAUACCACGGAACAUGAGAUGAACACAGAAUAUAUAGUUGAGAAAUGUCGUGAACGAGGAUUUUACUCGUUGUCUGCUUUCUUUUCAAAAUAUGAUGAAAAACUAACCAAAAAACCUCUUUUUUGAAGAGCCACUGUUCCUUUGAUACGAACUUUUGAAUAAAGUGGAAUUGUUACAUAAAAUCAUCCUGUGUAAUAAAUAGAUUUUAAUAUUUUUUUAACCUUAAAAUAAUUUUCUGACGAAUUUUCGGCUUUCGAUCAAUAUAAUGAAAAAAAGAAAAUUGAUAGAAAAUAUUUGUAAAAUGUUUCACAUUUUUUUAAGUUUAUAAUAUUAUUUCAUAUUUGUUUACAUAAUCUAGUAAACUUUUGACGUUUAGCGCCAUCUUAACGAUAUAUAAUUAAAUAUUCUUUGAACAUGAAUCAGUGCCAUCUAUCGUGAACUAACCGAAUUAAUAAAAGUUAUUACAAAAUGAAAGUUAUCAAUUUCAAUAUCAAGUGAAAAUUUGGAUAUAUUUAGGACCGUUAGGAAUCGAUUUUGACCCAACGCAGUUCCGGCAAAGUAUUUUAGCGUUAGAAAAAAAAGAUGUAUAUAUAUUUUUUACACAAUUUUAGUGUGGUAAUUUUUACAGAAACUGAAAAGCAAUCUUUUUGAAUAUUUGUAUAUAGUUGAGCGGGUACUUCAAAAUCGUUAUCCACAAACUGUCAUAAGUUGAUUUUGUUUUGUAAAAUUGGAUGUUUUUCAACAAUCGGCUCAUCAAGGAAAUUUUCGAAAGCAAUAUUAAUCGAUAAAUUCAUAUCAUUGAAUUGAAGUAUCUGCUUGAAAACUAAACGUAAAAAUAAUCAUUUGUAUUUUCGCUAGUAAUAGAAUUUUUUUAGUUUAGAUUUAAGAAAAAAAAAUAUAUGUAUUGUCUUGUGAAUACAUUUAUAUAAUAUUAA
This is a messenger RNA of Diorhabda carinulata, 12654 nucleotides long. RefSeq names its product methylcytosine dioxygenase TET (gene Tet). The transcript is spliced from 8 exons. NCBI's taxonomy places the organism in Eukaryota, Metazoa, Arthropoda, Insecta, Coleoptera, Chrysomelidae. Gene Ontology annotation, molecular function: DNA binding; DNA 5-methylcytosine dioxygenase activity; zinc ion binding. Gene Ontology annotation, biological process: oxidative demethylation; positive regulation of transcription by RNA polymerase II. Gene Ontology annotation, cellular component: nucleus. The coding region runs from base 420 to 5090 and encodes 1556 amino acids. The record is from RefSeq and is a predicted model, not a curated record.